AUGCCCGUCAUCCCCGAAGAUCCCAAGAGCUUCCCCGCCAAAGAAAGCAGCAACAAGGGAUCUGACUCCCAGCCGGAUUCGUCCCAGAAAGCCACUAUGCAAGACCAUCUAUCUAAAGGCCCUCAAAUCCCAGACAACAUGCCACCCAAAGCGUCGAGGGAGGAGAUCGAGGCUCGCAUGAAGGAGUUGAAUAAAUAG
Molecule: messenger RNA, 198 nt
Organism: Aspergillus campestris IBT 28561
Lineage: Eukaryota; Fungi; Ascomycota; Eurotiomycetes; Eurotiales; Aspergillaceae
Exons: 2
Coding region: 1-198 (65 amino acids)
Source: RefSeq, a predicted model, not a curated record